Messenger RNA from Clonostachys rhizophaga, 1416 nucleotides. Lineage: Eukaryota; Fungi; Ascomycota; Sordariomycetes; Hypocreales; Bionectriaceae. The record is from the annotation of a GenBank genome assembly.
AUGGAUCACGAUUGGCGGCGGCAGUGCGAUCAGCUGGGAGUGGAUGCCAGCCCUCCGGCCACGAAUGUGCCCGUGUCCUCCUCAUUCCUGUCCGAUCAGUCUGGAGGCGUGCCAUUCGAUAUUGAUAUUGACCUGAUACUGGCGAACAUGGAUGCUGAAGAGUUUCCUAUUCAGGGAUCUUCCGCCGAAGAGUCUCCAUGUUAUAGCAAUCCAGAGUUUCAGUUCAUACCCGACCGCUCAAGCUCUUACAUGGAGACUGGAGAUGGCCCAACUAUUGAGUCCAUUCCGCAUACAACCACGUCCAAUCAGAACUUCUCAGCAUCCCGUACCAAUCCAUGGAAUAUAACAACGACAAACUAUCAUAAUGAACAAACUAUUGACCAGACGGACCUAUCCUGCAACCUGACACUGCAUCCCGUAUUGUUGGCAGAUCCCGAAGUGAGGAGCAGGUCACUCCCCAUACCGUCUUGGAGGAAUGGCGACGUCGCAUCCAUCACUACCACCCGCCUCAGCCGAGAAUCUCUCCAAAUUCUGAAGAAAUGGCCUGGACUAAAUAGUCGUCAUACCUAUCCAAGCGAAGAGGAAACAGAAAUGCUCCAACGGAGGACUGGCCUUAGCAAGACGCAAAUUGCCAACUGGAUUGUCAACGCCCGUCGCCGAGGCAAGCUGCAACCCAAAAGGUCAUCAGGUACCCAAUCUCUCCAAGCUGCCUCUACUGGACCUAUUGAUAUUCCUCGUCGGCCUGACACACCGGCCGCCAAGGGCCUAAGGCCCAGCCAGGAUCCUCUGCAACGUUGGGUCGAUUCACCACCCGAAGAUGAACCUGCAUCUGUUGUGGCCAUUGCAAGAGCCAUGCAUGCGAAGCGAUGGGAUCCAUCUAGCGCCGCCUUUGCUUCGAAUUACUCACCUACCACUCAAGAAGGUAUAUUUAGCAACGAUUCCUCGGCAAGCAGUGUAGGCACGUCUAGCGCAGGUUCAUUUGCACACUCGCAUUCCUCGGACGGCUCGUUCCAAGUAUCCACCUUCAACUCUCUGAAUCAGAUAAAUGGUCGUCGCAGACGAAGGAAAAGAGUGAUGCCGAGCCGAAGUAACCAGAGAACAUCGUUGAUUGUACCGUUGAAGCCAUACCAGUGUACUUUCUGCCCCGAAACCUUCAAGACUAAGCACGACUGGCAGAGGCACGAGAAAUCAUUUCACUUGUCUCUAGAAAUGUGGAUUUGUACACCUGAUGAACCCAGAGUGAUCAACCCCAACACGCAACAACUCUGUUGUGUCUUUUGCGGUCUACCAGAUCCGGAUGAUGCGCAUCUAGAGAAGCACCAUCAUGGCAACGUCUGUAAGAUGCGGAAAUUCGAAGAGAGAACUUUUUAUCGCAAAGAUCACCUGAAUCAACACUUGAAGCUCGUUCUUAUAUAA